This is a messenger RNA of Aspergillus wentii DTO 134E9, 669 nucleotides long. Its product is annotated as Mg-dependent acid phosphatase. Bases 1 to 669 code for a protein of 222 amino acids. Lineage: Eukaryota; Fungi; Ascomycota; Eurotiomycetes; Eurotiales; Aspergillaceae. The record is from RefSeq and is a predicted model, not a curated record. The transcript is spliced from 2 exons. Gene Ontology annotation, molecular function: acid phosphatase activity.
AUGAAUAUGAUGCGAGCCAAAAGACAAAAUACCCUGCCGCAGGAUGACAGCUCCACAGCUCCUUCGACCUUCAAUGACGGGCUUCCUCUGCCCAAAUUGUUUGUAUUUGAUAUCGAUUAUACCCUCUGGCCUUUCUGGGUUGAUACGCAUGUCAGCGCCCCGGUAAAGGCUCGGGAUAACAAUUCUCGAUGUGUGGAUAGAUGGGGUGAAUCCUUCGCUUUCUACCCGGCCGUCUCCUCAAUCAUCCACUCAUGCAAGACUCGGUCAAUCCCUCUCGCUAUCGCCUCUCGCACACACGCGCCGGAUCUCGCUCGCGACAUGCUCAAAGCCCUCCACAUCAUCCCGACCUUCUCGGACAACCCGGCGAACAAAACACGCUCAUCGCGUGCGCUCGAGUAUUUUGACUACGUCCAGAUCUUCCCCGCCAAUAAGACUCAACAUUUUGCUCGGAUCAACCAAGCCAGCGGUAUUGAAUAUGAAGACAUGCUCUUCUUCGAUGACGAGGCGCGAAACCGGAAUGUUGAGACGGAGCUGAAUGUUACUUUCUGUUUGGUUCGAGAUGGUAUGACGAGGGAGGAGGUUGACCGGGGAGUUUGGGCCUGGCGAAAGAGAAAUGGGAUUAGAGCCGGUGGGCCUAAGAGGUCUGAUACUCAGGAAAGCUUGAGCUGA